GAGGCGCACACUGCUGCUGGACUUUCACUCUUCUCUCGCCUGCUACCCCGCGAACACCUAGCCUCUUCGCCCUCGGCUCCCCCACCCAGGAUCAUGGACGUGAAAGUGGUAGCCUUGGUGACCUUGCUGGUGGCAACUCUUGCGCUCUCCGAGGGAAAACCGCUCAGUCUGAGCUACAGAUGUCCCUGCAGAUUCACUGAGAGUAAUGUAGCCAAAGCCAACAUCAAGCAUCUCAAAAUCCUCAACACACCCAACUGUGCUCUCCAGAUCGUGGCAAGACUGAAAAACAACAGCAGACAAGUAUGCAUUGAUCCCAAAUUAAAAUGGAUUCAAGAAUACCUGGAGAAAGCUUUAAACAAGGGGCGCAGACAAGCAAGAGUGGGGAAAAAAGAAAAGAUAGGAAAAAAGAAGAGAGAGAAGAAAAGAAAGGCUGCUCAAAAAAGGAAAAACUAGUUGCCCAUUGCUGCCCUGGAAAGAUGGAUCCCCCAACCCCUACAAUAUGCUCUGAUAUUUAUCCUCGGCGUUUUGUAAGCUUGCUCUAACCUCCCACACAAGGCUGC
This is a messenger RNA of Gracilinanus agilis (Agile Gracile Mouse Opossum), 560 nucleotides long. RefSeq names its product C-X-C motif chemokine ligand 12 (gene CXCL12). Lineage: Eukaryota; Metazoa; Chordata; Mammalia; Didelphimorphia; Didelphidae. The record is from RefSeq and is a predicted model, not a curated record. Gene Ontology annotation, cellular component: extracellular region; external side of plasma membrane. The transcript has 4 exons. Gene Ontology annotation, molecular function: CXCR chemokine receptor binding; chemokine activity. The coding region runs from base 94 to 453 and encodes 119 amino acids. Gene Ontology annotation, biological process: immune response; chemokine-mediated signaling pathway; defense response.